Messenger RNA from Emericellopsis atlantica, 1587 nucleotides. Its product is annotated as tryptophan synthase beta subunit-like PLP-dependent enzyme. Bases 448 to 1425 code for a protein of 325 amino acids. Gene Ontology annotation, molecular function: cysteine synthase activity. NCBI's taxonomy places the organism in Eukaryota, Fungi, Ascomycota, Sordariomycetes, Hypocreales, Bionectriaceae. The record is from RefSeq and is a predicted model, not a curated record. The transcript has a single exon. Gene Ontology annotation, cellular component: cytoplasm.
CAAACUUCCAAGUGUGCAAACCAGGGGCUGCUCAGAUGAGCGUGACGAUGGACUCGCUACCCUCACAGGGCAUAUAUCUGGUCCAUUCGUGAUAAAGUCAACACCUACCCACAUGGACACACCUGGUCUGACUUUCCUCAAUCUCCUACCGAGAGGGAACCGGACAGAGCGGACGGUAGCGCGUCGUUGCUCCCCGUAGCCGUCUUCGGGAGUUGUCAAUACAUGUCAAACAAAGGGCGUGAAGGGCGCGUCGACUGCCGGUAUCGCGCUGCGAGCCGCCGCUUAUGUGGACUGUCUGUCAUCCGCAAAGGACUCACGUUCACGCCACUCUUGUUCUGUGCGGCCACACACGUCGUGGGGAAUCUUGCACUGUUUCUUGAAACUCGCUCUAGCCCCUGGCAUCUACAGAUUGUCUGAACAUUGGACCGACGUUGCGCUUUCACCGAAAUGCAGAAGAUCCUGGACUCAGCGGUAGACGCCAUUGGCCGCACACCUCUCGUGCGCCUCAGUCGCAUCACCUCAUCUCUAGGGCUCGAGGGGUCCAUUCUCGCCAAGCUCGAUUACUUGAACCCCGGUGGCUCAAAGAAGGACCGCGUGGCCCUCGGUAUCAUUGAGGAGGCAGAGAGACUCGGCACUCUCAAGCCCGGACAGACUGUCGUCGAGCUGACGAGUGGCAAUACAGGCACGGGUCUCGCAAUCGUCUGCUCUGUCAAGGGCUACCCAUUUGUCGCCGUCAUGUCGCGAGGAAACUCGGUUGAAAGGGCCCGCAUGAUGGCAGCCCUAGGAGCCGAGGUUGUGCUCGUGAACCAGGCGCCUGGAUCGAUGCCUGGCCAGGUAUCCGGGUCUGACCUGGAGCUCGUAGAACGCAGAGCGAAGGAGAUUGAAGCCGAGUGGGGCGCCUUUCGCGCUGAUCAGUUUACGCGGGACGGUAACUGGAUUGCGCAUCACGACGGAACGGGCGCCGAGCUGUGGGAGCAGACAGACGGGGCCAUUGACGGCUUCGUGGACUUUGUGGGCUCUGGAGGUACCUACGCGGGCGUUUCCAGGAAGCUCAAGUCACUGAACGACGCCAUCAGAUGUUUCAUCGUUGAGCCAGAGGGCGCUGCUGUCUUGGCGAAGAAGGAGGUCACAAACCCAGGGCACCCCAUCCAGGGUGGUGGCUACAUGAUGCCUGAAUUGGCGUAUCUGAAAGAUCUUGCUGUAGAUGGCCUCGUGCAGGUCACGGGCGAUGAAGCCAAGGAAGGGGCUCGCAUGCUGGCCGUAAAGGAGGGCAUCUUUGGAGGAUUCUCCAGUGGCGCAAACCUCAUGGCUGCCAUCCGUCUUCUGCAAGGCGAGAUGCGGGGGAAGACGGUGGCCAUCGUCAUAUGUGACUCGGGCCUCAAGUACAUGUCCACUGACCUGUGGACCGAUCCGCAGAUAGAUUGAACUGGCUGGACCCGUGCUGUUGUGCGGUUGCUGAAAUCAACUCUGUUACGUCGCCGUAAACCGAUGUCUGUGGCCGCACCCACAGCGCCAAGUCGCCACGUCGUUGCAUCGGACUAUGGAGGCACCCUCAUCAUGGUCUCCAGGAUCUCCAAGCGGUCGGCG